Phalaenopsis equestris is the source of this 1842-nucleotide messenger RNA. RefSeq names its product barley B recombinant-like protein D. The coding region runs from base 472 to 1548 and encodes 358 amino acids. The transcript has 5 exons. Gene Ontology annotation, biological process: response to ethylene. The record is from RefSeq and is a predicted model, not a curated record. Gene Ontology annotation, cellular component: nucleus. NCBI's taxonomy places the organism in Eukaryota, Viridiplantae, Streptophyta, Magnoliopsida, Asparagales, Orchidaceae. Gene Ontology annotation, molecular function: DNA-binding transcription factor activity; sequence-specific DNA binding.
GGUUGCCAUUCCCCCUACAAGGAUGCAAAAGGCCGGGAAGGGGGACCCCAGAGUUCAGAAUUCCAUGGAAGGAUAGAGAGAGAGAGAGAGAGAGAGAGAGAGAGAGAGAGAGAGAGCCUCCACAGAACGAGCAAAGGGAAAAUCUACCGGGGGGAAAAAAUAGGAGCAAGUAGGUUACAGAAAGCGGAGACGACGAAGUCACGAAGAGAGUUAGAUGGGAGAUUCCCAACCAUCGUUGAUGAGGGGUUUUUGCUCAUCUUGCUCUACAGGUUGCUGGUUCAUCGUCAAAGCUACGCUCUACUGAGUAGUAGAAACUGGCCCUUUGCUUCCAGGGUUUUCAUAGGUGCGGCCGAUGACAACUAUGGACAUGGGCUGAAGCUUGUAAUUGUUCGGUUAUGACUUUGUUGGCUUGGCGAUUAUCUAUUCGUACUUAAUUACUUCAACAGCAUUUUGCUAUUAUUGGGUGCGGUGAUGGAUGAUAAUGGACACAGGGAAAAUGGAAGGCAUAAGGCAGAUCAUUAUAAAUCAGUUCACGCUCAGUGGAUGAUGCCUCAACAUCAGAUGAAAGAUGGUCAUACCAUGAAGGUCAUGGCCAUCCUGGCGGAGCGCGACAAUGCCAUUCAAGAGCGCAACUUAGCACUCGCGGAGAAGAAGGCUGCUCUGGCUGAGAGGGACAUGGCUAUUCUCCAACGCGACGCAGUCAUCGCCGAGCGAAACACUGCUAUACUGGAACGUGACAAUGCCCUCGCGGCAUUAGAGUAUUCUCGCGAGAGUAGCUUGAAUGGUGACAAUAGUGCUGGAUGUCCGCCAGGAUGCUCCGCUCCUCGUGGAACGAAGCACUUCCAUCAGCAUCUACAUCAGCAUCAACAUCAACAUCAACAUCAGCCACAACACCUGCAACAUCCUCCAGCACAGUUAUCCGACAACCCGUACAUUCAUGGAAGAGAGAUGCAGGUAGCCGAGGCAUACCCCAUCUCCGCCGCUUCUGACGGUGUCGUAAAGAUUAGAAAACCGAAGCGUUCAAGAAAGGAGUCAAAAGCUCAAGCUUCUAAUCCAACGAAAAAGGCGUCGAGGAAAGGAAAGAGGGCCGCUGGUGGCGAAGAUUUGAACAAGCAAAUAACGAUAGCGAAGCCGCUGAAUCAGUGGAGGGGUAAUGCUAUUGGUGGCGGAGAAGAUCUAAACAAGCAGGCUGUAGUUACGAAGCACCAUGAGUGGAAGGGCCAGGAUCUCGGUCUCAACUUGGUGACGUUCGACGAAUCGACGAUGCCGUCGCCUGCAUGCUCGUGCACCGGGAAAUUACAACAGUGCUACAAGUGGGGGAGCGGUGGAUGGCAAUCAGCCUGCUGCACGACGACGCUUUCAAUGUAUCCUCUCCCGGUAAUGCCGAACAAGCGGCAUGCUCGAGUUGCCGGGCGUAAAAUGAGCGGCAGCGCUUUCACUAAGCUGCUUAGCAGAUUGGCAGCAGAAGGCCAUGAUCUGUCUGCUCCACUUGACCUUAAGGAUCACUGGGCUAAGCAUGGAACAAACAGGUACAUCACUAUCAAGUGAAUGAUAAUUAUCAGGGUUUCUAUAAUUCUAGAGUUUAGUGUGAGUAAAUGGAGCUUUAAAUGGUUGACAUUUUUUGAUGUGUUGGGACUUUUUUGGGCUAAGUUUGGGCUUUUUACCAACAGGAAGAACUGAUUUCUCUCAUGAGUAGGAGGGAUAUAAGUAGUGCUAUUGGGUAGUUAUAAAAAAUCAGGCCUUCUGUUUUGAACAUGUCUUCUUUCACUGAAGCCCUUAUAAUAUGUAAUGUUUUAAUGAAUGUAAUUCAUUUCUUCAGCAAAAACUGAAGUUCUUUUUUUA